CACGUUGAUUUCAUUAAGAAUAUGAUUAUUAAGUGCAGUUUUUGGAUAGAAUACUUUAGGUUACAUUAAGUGCUAUUAAAAAAUUCACAUUGGUUUCAGAAGCCCGCCAAGUAGCCAUAAUUGUUCACGUGAUGUAAAAAAUGUCACGUCUGAGCGGUCUGAGUAAAAUUACCAGUCAUAAGGGAGAUUGACUCACUGAUUAGCAUCGCUGUUACCAAGUUUGUCGGCGUCUUUCUGACGGUUGCUAACCGAAAACUGCUGAUACAUCUUUUUAUCUCUUUCCUUGUGUGUAUAGAGUUACGCGUCACAUAUAUAUAAGUAUUUAGAUCGCGUCGAAGUGGGAUUCGGGAUAGUUCAUCUCGUCAGUGUCGUACGAUAUUAUUCGCGAUUAUUUCGGGGCCGUUCUAAAUUUUUUAACUUUUAGAAGAGUUUCGCUAAAUAGUAGGUAGUUCAUCGUAAACAUUCAUCAUGGGAUUAAUUUGUUCAACGGCACAGCUUGCCUGCCUGUGUGGUAGUACAGCGUGCAGCUUUUGCUGCUCACAAUGCCCAUCAUGUCGCAACAGCACAAGUACUCGAAUUAUGUAUGCUUUGAUGUUGAUGCUAGGCACAAUAACUGCCUGCAUUACAUUGGCACCAGGAUUGCAAGAAACGUUGAAAAAGGUUCCAUUUUGCGCAAACAGUACCAAUUAUAUACCCAAUUCAUUUACAGUGGAUUGCCAGGCUGCUGUUGGGUACUUAGCGGUUUACAGAAUAAGUUUAAUUAUGACUCUGUUCUUUAUCCUCAUGUCCGUAAUGAUGAUUGGGGUUAAAAGUACAAAAGAUCCUCGUGCAGGAAUACAAAAUGGAUUCUGGGCCAUCAAAUAUCUUUUGCUGAUUGGUGGUAUGAUUGGAGCUUUCUUCAUACCAGAAGGAUCAUUUGGUAUUACCUGGAUGUAUUUUGGAAUGAUUGGAGGUUUCUUAUUCAUAUUAAUCCAGCUGAUACUCAUUAUUGACUUUGCUCAUACUUGGGCUGAUGCAUGGGUAGGAAAUUACGAAGAAACAGAAUCCAAAGGAUGGUAUGCCGCUCUUCUUGGUGCUACUAUCUUAAACUAUUGUUUAGCUCUUACUGGAGUAGUUCUUUUGCAUGUGUAUUUCACAAAGUCUGAUGAUUGCUCGCUGAACAAAUUCUUCAUAUCAAUCAACGUGAUCUUGUGUGUCAUCGUUAGCGCUGUUUCUAUUUUACCCAAAAUCCAAGAGCAUCAACCUCGUAGUGGUUUAUUGCAGUCCUCUGUUAUGUCUUUAUAUGUUGUAUAUUUAACAUGGAGCGGUGUUUCCAACAGCCCAGACCGUGAGUGCAAUCCUGGCUUCUUAGGAAUCAUAUCCAAUAACGAUGUAGUCGCUCAGAAUCAAAUGGCAUUCGAUAAAGAGAGCAUCAUUGGAUUGGUGAUCUGGUUCAGUUGUGUCUUGUACAGUUCUCUUCGUACUGCAUCUAAAUCAAACAGAAUCACCAUGAGUGAAAAUGUUCUUAUACAAGACAACGGCGCUGUUCGGAACGCAGGUGACCAGUCUCUUAUCAAUAAUGAAGAUUAUGUUUCAGUAGAGGGUCGCAGUGGAGAUGCAGAAGACGGCGGUGCCAAAGUCUGGGACAAUGAGGAAGAUACAGUAGCUUACAACUGGAGUUUCUUCCACUUCAUGUUUGCUCUGGCUACCCUAUAUGUUAUGAUGACGCUCACCAAUUGGUACAAGCCAAAUCAAUCAUCACUGGAGACUCUUAAUUCAAAUGCUGCCUCAAUGUGGGUCAAGAUUGUUUCUUCAUGGGCAUGCAUGGGACUAUAUACUUGGUCUUUGGUUGCACCAGCUGUUUUGACUGAACGAGACUUUUCGUAAACUUAAAAAUACUUUUCUGAGAUUGUACUUCUUUUGACAGGUAUUUAAAAAUCACACGUGCACUUGUUGCGUUCUUAUGACAUUUCUAUUAUUCAUAUAGCAGAAGCAUUUAAGAUUGAAGUAUUAAUGCUGAAAAAAUUAAUAAAAGGUAUUUCACAGUGUGUAAUAUAAAAGCGUCGACUAUGCGUAACUAAUAUGCUUAGAUUUAAAGUUAUUGAAUUGGUAUGAUUUAAAGUUUUACAAGUGGCAAUCAGUAAUCGAUAAAUUAAAUUUUUAGUGCCUAUAGAUUCAACAGAAUGUACCGAUCUCAAGUUAUAUUUGGAAAAAAGCUGUAAAAAGGAAUGAUUUUACAUUGUAAGAUCUAAAAGUAAAAGACUCGUUUGUUAUUAUAUAUAAGCGAAAUAAUAUAACGUAUAAAACUGUGUAAAGCGAUAAAAACAGAAAUAUUUUCUGGUUUAUUAGGAUUUUUUUUAUUUCAACAGUAGCUAAUUAAAUAUCGAGAAAAUAUUGCUUAUUUAAUUUAAUAUUAAUUAUGGAGAUACGAGCUGUAAUUCCUCCUCGUUCAUGUGAUAUAUAAAGCGAACAAUACUGUAUAGUGAAUGUUUCGUCUUUUGAUUGUAUUUGUCAUAAAGCUUGAAAAAAGAAUAAAAGGGUAAUAAAAUCCAAGGUUCUCUUUUC
Nasonia vitripennis (jewel wasp) is the source of this 2544-nucleotide messenger RNA. RefSeq names its product serine incorporator 1 (gene TMS1). The transcript is spliced from 11 exons. Gene Ontology annotation, cellular component: membrane. The record is from RefSeq and is a predicted model, not a curated record. The coding region runs from base 469 to 1866 and encodes 465 amino acids. Lineage: Eukaryota; Metazoa; Arthropoda; Insecta; Hymenoptera; Pteromalidae.